CUCGAAGGACUUUAGAAGGCAACGGAAGCGUCCAUGCGCUCUUGUUCAGCAAACAAGAGGGGCGAGGGCGUGUGGAAACGGCAACGUUUUCUAUUUGGCCCUCGCGCGCAAGGUUGGCAGCGUCGGAUCCAAUCGUCAUCUAUUUCCUGUCAUGACCCCAGUUGAAUUCCCUAAUUCAAACUGAAUCAAGAUUAGGGAUUUAACGUUUUAGAUCUCCUUCGAAGGUAAUAGCAAAGGUAAGAGUUCAAAAGUUGAGAAGCUGUGUGAUUCCCAAAGAUUACAGCAAUGUCAAUGGAGGAAGGCAAUGUUGAUGAAGUGCCGGAAAUUCACGUUGAAGGUUAUACCGUAAAUCCUGAGAAACAGUUUUCUGGCACCCACCAUGGAAGGAAUGGGAAUCUCGCCAAAGAAAAUGGAUUGCAUGAUGACAGUCCGUUGACAGAGACUGCUCAUGAGCAGCUUGUACAAAUGGUUAUUGAGCUAAAGUUUCAGAAUGAGUUCUUGAAGUCUCAAUUUGAGGCUUUGAAAAAUCUUCAGUCAGCAGAUGAUGAAUCUCAACAAAGGACAAAAGCAAGUGGUAAAAAAACUGGGGAAUCUGCUGAUAUGGAGGAACUCCAUAAAAGAAUUGAAUCUUUGAGUAGAGAACUUCACGAAGAAAAACAAACACGAGUUGCAGCAGAGGAGGCUUUGAAGCAUCUUCGUGAGGCACACUCUGAAGCAGAUGCAAAGGCCCAAGAGCUCUCAGCAAAGCUUGCUGAAGCUCAACAGAAGUUAGAUCAAGAAAUAAAAGAACGUGAAGAGAAGUACUCUGAACUUGAUUCCAAAUUUCAAAGGCUUCAUAAAAGAGCAAAACAACGUAUUCAAGAAGUUCAGAAGGAAAAGGAUGAUCUUGAAGCCCGCUUUCGCGAGAUAAAUGAAACUGCUGAGCGAGCAUCAUCACAACAGUCAACACUGCAACAAGAGCUAGAGCGCACGAGGCAACAAGCAAAUGAUGCAUUGAAAGCAAUGGAUGCUGAGAGGCAACAAUUACGAAGUGCAAACAAUAAACUCCGUGACAAUAUUGAGGAGUUGCGCCAAUCAUUUCAACCCAAAGAGAAUGCUCUUGAGGCAUUACAACAGACACUUUUGGAGAAAGAUCAGAUGUUGGAAGACAUGAGAAGUUUAUUACAAUCUGCUGAAGAGAAAAGGCAAGCUUCAAUAGCUGAGCUCUCUGCUAAACAUCAGAAGAAUAUAGAGAAUUUGGAAGGCCAACUCGCUGAUGCUUUAGCUGAUAGGGUUAAAGCUACUGAAACUAUAUCUUCACUGCAGGUGCUGAUUGCAGACAAAGAAUCUAGAAUUGCGGAGAUGGAUGCUGCUUCAAGUGGUGAAGCAGCUCGGCUUAGAGCUGCUUUGGAAAGUGUAAAAGGAGAGCUUGCUCACCAAAAACAGGAGCAUGAGAAGGAAAAAGAGAGCUGGGAAGCUGCCUCCCAGGCACUCAAAAUGAAACUUGAAAUUGCUGAGAGCAACUGCAUACGUUCUGAAAUUGAGGCAGCUAAAAUGAGAAGUCAGCUGGAAUUAGAAGUAUCUGUACAAAACCAGAUGCUAAACAAGAAGGACAGCGAACUGUUGGCUGCCAAAGAGGAGAUCAACCACCUUGAAAGUGAAUUUUCCUCAUAUAAAGUUCGUGCUCAUGCACUACUCCAGAGAAAGGAUGCUGAGCUGGCUGCAGCUAGGGACUCUGAACAGCUUAAAGCUUUGGAGGAAGCCAUAAAUGAGGCUGAAAGAGAAGUUUCAUUGGUAUCUUCAGAAAGAGAUAAGGCUCUCCGGCAUCUUCAGGAUGCAUUGGCUAAUCAUGACAAAGAACUUGCUGAGAGAGAUGCAGCUCUUAGCGAUUCCAAGCGUCAGAUCAAGAGUGUAGAAAUGAAACUAGAUUCUGCAAAUGCUCGCUACCAAUUAGAGAAAGAAGCAUGGGAAACAAACCUUAAAAAUUUGGAAGACUCGUGGCAAUUGAGAUUUGAGGCAUUGAAGGCAGAAAAGGAAGCAACUUCUGGGCAAGAUAUACGAAAGGAAUUAGAAGAGUUCAAACUACGGUAUAAAAAACUGAAGGAAGAGCAUGACUCAUUUUGUGGCCUUGCUGAUAGAAUGAUUGGGGAGAAAGAUAAAGAAAUCUCUAAACUUGUUGAUGAUAAUAAGAAUCUUCGCUCCUCUCUGGAAUCAAGGCCUCAAGAUAAUCAAAAUGAAAAUAAUAUCACAGCCAUGAAAAAACAGGAUGCACCAAAUUUAAUUGCCUCUGCUGCAGAACAGCAAAUUCUGCUCUUGGCAAGGCAACAAGCGCAGAGAGAGGAGGAACUGGCACAAUCACAGCGGCAUAUUUUGGCACUUCAAGAGGAAAUUGAGGAACUUGAACGGGAAAAUCGUCUUCACAGCCAACAGGAAGCCAUGUUGAAGGCUGAGCUACGCAACGUGGAAAGAACACAGAAAAGGGAGGGUGUAGAUAUGACAUAUCUGAAAAAUGUGAUACUGAAACUGCUUGAAACAGGUGAAGUGGAGGCACUAUUGCCUGUGAUCGCAAUGCUUCUGCAAUUCAGUCCUGAAGAGGUGCUGAAAUGUCAACAAGCAUACCGCACAUAUGGUGAUGUUCCACCAAGUCCAGCAAGUGAUACUUCUGGAUCCACGCUCUCACUUUUCUCAAGAUUCUCAUUUUCAUAACACGAGCAGGGACUACCUAGAGAAUUCUUUUGUUGCAGAACUGUCUGCAAAUGCUACCGAGCCACAGCAGUGUUGGGUGCUUGCUAGGAGAUUCAAAGCAGAGGUGACAUCAUAGUAUGUAUUCUUUUUGUAUCACGACCCUUCUUAUCUUUUCAUGCAACCUCUCAAAUAUUGUAAAGAAAAAUCACAUGAGAAUGAUAUGCGAUAACCAUGGAGAGGACAACAUCUUGGCAGCUUUCAGUUACGCUUUGUGGACGAAUUGCCAUGAAGCCCUUUUCUGCUGAGAUGUUUAUUUCCAAAUUUCCUUUCUGACAGCUCAUUGUAUAGGUGCAAAAGAAAAACUUGUUUGAUAAACUAAUAAUUAUUCCUUAAAAUUCAUUCAGAAACAAAAGAAGUGCCUUUUUUGUUCCAA
Messenger RNA from Hevea brasiliensis (rubber tree), 3097 nucleotides. Its product is annotated as protein GRIP. Bases 286 to 2685 code for a protein of 799 amino acids. The transcript is spliced from 22 exons. Lineage: Eukaryota; Viridiplantae; Streptophyta; Magnoliopsida; Malpighiales; Euphorbiaceae. Gene Ontology annotation, biological process: reciprocal meiotic recombination. The record is from RefSeq and is a predicted model, not a curated record.